Molecule: messenger RNA, 540 nt
Organism: Mycosarcoma maydis (corn smut)
Lineage: Eukaryota; Fungi; Basidiomycota; Ustilaginomycetes; Ustilaginales
Exons: 2
Coding region: 1-540 (179 amino acids)
Source: RefSeq, a predicted model, not a curated record
AUGAAGCUCAACUUUCUACUCAUGACAGCAAUUCUGGCCCUUGUUGUAAAGGCGCAAGACGAGAUUGACUCGGACGACUUCCCGCCCGUAUGUGCCUCGGCUUGCCAAUCACUCGUAGGCACAACGGAGAGAUGCGACGACACAACCGACGGAGAUGCCGCCUACUUAGCGUGUGUCUGUAGCUCAGCCGAUGCUUCGAAUCUGCUUCCCAGCUGUGGUGCAUGUAUCCGUUCCAAUGGCGGAGAUGCGGACAACGAGGCUAUCGAGCUUGCCUUCAGAUGCGGCUUUGCCAUUCCGAGCUCUUCCAGCAGGGCUAUUGGGAGUGCAACAUCCACGGGUACCGCCAUGACGACUUCGUCCUCGUCUACGACGUUUGUGACCAGUACAACUGCCUCCACCACCUUGAGCACGAGUUCUGUUGCUACAGCUAGCUCGGCUACCCCUACUGCUCAGGGUAGCGGAAACGCGGCUCCGCGCCUCGGCACAUCGACUGCAGCAGCACCCUUGCUCCUACUGCCCAUUCUCGCCGCCUUGGUGUGA